AUGAGAACGGUGGCAGACUAACACGAUCUCCAAAUGAAUUUACAAAUACGCAAUGCAUAAUUGCCGUUGCGAACGGACCAUCCGUCGCACUCCGUAAACUAACAAUCCUCUCUUUCACUGCUUAUUCUUCUGUUCAUCGUUUCAGAUCUCAAUUACCAAACCCUCCCUUUUAUUUUUCUUUUUCAAAAUUCUUUGAUUCAAAUAUCUUAAUUUUCAUCGUUUUUAAAGAGGAAGAGGACGGGGAAGAGGAGAGACUCAUAGCCAAUGGAGGUGCCUAGCUCAUGGGACGCUCUACGCAAACAGGCAAGGAAACUUGAAGCUCAGUUGGAUGAGCAGAUGAAUUCAUACCGUAAACUGGUUUCUGCAAAGGCUUCUACAAAAAUUGAUGCUGCAGAGGACAAUCUAGAAUCUGGGAUAGACCGACUGCUAAAGCAGCUCCAACAAGUGAAUUCACAGAUGCAAGCUUGGGUGUCAUCUGGAGGAUCAGAAAUGGUUUCUCAUACCUUGACUCGACAUCAAGAAAUUCUUCAAGAUCUUACUCAGGAGUUUCAUCGUCUCCGUUCCAGCCUUAGAGCUAAGCAAGAACACGCUUCACUCCUUGAGGAUUUUAGGGAAUUUGAUCGAGGUAGAUUAGACUUGGAAGAUGGUGUGGGUACCACAGAGCAAGCUCUUCUUAGAGAGCAUGCAUCCAUUAACCGAAGUACAGGACAGAUGGAUAAUGUGAUUUCACAAGCUCAAGCAACUCUUGGUGUGCUUGUCCUUCAACGUUCAACUUUUGGGGGAAUCAAUUCAAAGCUCAGCAAUGUUAGCAGCCGCCUUCCAACGGUAAACCAGAUUCUCUCUGCAAUAAAGAGGAAAAAGUCAAUGGAUACGAUAAUACUUUCCCUGGUUGCAUCGGUUUGCACUUUUCUUAUCUUUAUUUAUUGGCUGACAAAGUAAAGAAUAUCAUGUUGGGUGUUCCUGGAAAGCGCCUGGGUGAAAGAAACAACCUUGUCCUCAACUCUUUGAUGCUCUUGGCUUGAUUAAAGAAGGCUGUGGUUUUUGUCGAGUCUAAGAUGACAUAACUAGCAGAUAAUACAUUGUAUUUUCAUCUCCAUAGCAGUGAUGAUAUUUCUUGUAAAGGUCAAUACAAAAUUUGUUUAGACAAGGUUAAUAUGAGGCUAAAAGCUGAGACAUCAACAGCGAUCGCUCUUGGACAAUUUUUAUGUCCUUGGAUUAACCAGGGUUAUAAAAUAAGCUUGUGAUUUGGAAAAGUGUAUAUCAUUCAAAUUUGUGUCAUUGGUUUGGUUAUUAAAUUUGUUUAAUGGGUUUCAA
Jatropha curcas is the source of this 1314-nucleotide messenger RNA. It is a transcript of the gene GOS11, whose product is annotated as golgi snare 11. Lineage: Eukaryota; Viridiplantae; Streptophyta; Magnoliopsida; Malpighiales; Euphorbiaceae. The record is from RefSeq and is a predicted model, not a curated record. Gene Ontology annotation, biological process: inter-Golgi cisterna vesicle-mediated transport; vesicle fusion; endoplasmic reticulum to Golgi vesicle-mediated transport. Gene Ontology annotation, cellular component: cis-Golgi network; Golgi membrane; SNARE complex. Gene Ontology annotation, molecular function: SNAP receptor activity.